Rhea pennata is the source of this 3155-nucleotide messenger RNA. Its product is annotated as cytosolic 5'-nucleotidase 1A-like. Bases 222 to 1169 code for a protein of 315 amino acids. The record is from RefSeq and is a predicted model, not a curated record. Gene Ontology annotation, biological process: nucleotide metabolic process; adenosine metabolic process. NCBI's taxonomy places the organism in Eukaryota, Metazoa, Chordata, Aves, Rheiformes, Rheidae. Gene Ontology annotation, cellular component: cytoplasm; cytosol. Gene Ontology annotation, molecular function: magnesium ion binding; 5'-nucleotidase activity; nucleotide binding. The transcript has 7 exons.
GUCGCCUGCAGCCCGGCCGCCGCAGCCGGGCUCGGCGCCGGGCUGCCUACAACUCCCGGCACGCCGGCGAGGCCCGCCUGCUUCCUGCCCGCCGGCGGAGAUAUAAACAGCAGCAUCUCUCGCAGAGUCUGCGGGGCUCGGCUGGUGCCGCUGGAUGGGCUGGCCAGGGAGCAGGGACAGCGCACGCCAGACUUGCUGUUGGUGGAAGCUGAGCGGGGAAGAUGGCAGAGCCUGAAAGCACGGUCCUGAACACAGACGUGAAACAGAAAGACCCCAGUGAGGCGCUGGUCAUCGCAGUGACAACCAGGGCCAUCUUCAACCUCGAGGAAGAGCAUGCACUCUUCCUGGCCAAGGGCAAGGAUGAGUACGUGAGGCACCAGCAGGCCAACCAGAACAAGCCUCUGCCACCGGGUACGGCCUUUGCCUUCAUCCAGGCAGUGCAGCAUGUGAACAAGCAGCUUCUGGCGAGCAAUCCAACAGAGCGGGACCUCUUUGACGUCAUCGUGCUCUCCAACAACAGUCCCGAGAGCAGCACGCGCAUCAUCAACAGUGCCAAGCACUAUGGUUUGGAGAUCUCCAAGUUCUGCUUUGUCAGCGAUGAGGACUCCACACAGUACCUGAAAUCCCACCAGGUGAAGCUCUUCCUCUCAGCCGACAGGACGGAUGUUUGCAACGCCCUCCGCAGAGGAGUUUCUGCAGCACUUGUCUUCCAGCAAGACAUACAGACCCCCAGCACCCAGCUGCGUGUGGUGUUCGAUGGAGAUGCCGUGCUCUUCUCAGAUGAGACAGACCAGGUCUUUCGGGAGAAGGGGCUGGAGGGAGCUGUGCAGUACGAGAGGGCCAUGGAGGCUGUGCCCAUGGGAGAGGGUCCUCUGAAGGCUUUUGCCAUGCACCUUGGGAAGAUGCGAAAGAAGUUUGGCCAAGAGAAAUCCCCCAUCCGCACCUAUCUGGUGACAGCCCGUAGUGGCCGGGACAUGGGCAUCCGAGCCAUUAAGACACUUCGGGAAUGGGGGUUGGCCAUUGACGAAGCCUUCUUCAUGGACGGGGCUCCCAAGGGCCCUAUCCUCACCCAGAUCCAGCCCCACAUCUUCUUUGAUGAUGGCCUUCACAACAUCCAGGGGGCUCAAGAAGUGGGUGUACCCUCUGCCUGGGUCCCCUCACAGUGCUGACGGGCUAGGCACCAAGGGUCAGUCCUCCCUCUCAGCAGCGUAUGGGAUUGGGUCAUUUCAAGGCAAAACUUCUGGCAGGAAGGGAAAAAUGUCCUGCAGCAAGCAAACCUCAGGGAAAGGGGAAGAGAGCAUUGCAUGAGAGUGCCAGCUACCAAACAAGGCUUUAUGUUCAUUUCUGAUCCUGAGACAAGGUCCAUGUGAUCCUGGGAUGAAGCCAACAAAAAUGCAAAUCCUCCAGGAGGGAAGGAUACCUUUGUUGUGGCACCAAGGCCUGCCACCUUCCUGCCCUGUAGAUCCUGGGAGCUUUUCUGUUCUGCAAACAGAAGCAAGGAAGCUAUCUCAGACACAGUCUCCUAGAUUUACUCUCUGGCACUCUGGCCAGCAUGAGCCUUUGAUACCCUGCCUCAGCUGAACAUGCUCCUCAGCUUGGUUUCCUCAGGAAGUAAGGCUGGUGUGUGACUGAGUCCUUCUAGCAGCUCUCUGCUAAUCACAAAGCAGAGUUCUGCCCAGCUCCAACCAAACCUGGCAGAGGCAGUGUGACCUUGAAGGUAUGAGAGUCCUAGAAAAUUUUGUGAACAUGGAUGACAGCACUGAGAAAAGAAACCUCAAUCUCAAUCAAAAAAACCCCCACAAACAAGAGACUACAGAAUGGAUCACCUUCUCUUGGGGUCACAGGUACAACACCCUUAGGAGACCCAGGUCUGUAAAACACUCAGCUCCUGGGGCAUCCUGUUUUCAAAGGCAAUGCUCUUCCCUACCUGCAUGUUUUCAGGCCAGUCCUGAGAGGUGCUGAAUCAUGAGGAAGCAUACGCAGGUCCUAGUCCUUUCCACGGAUGUGAGCAGUAGCCACCAGGGGACAGUAUGCUGCACUGCUGCUGCAGCCCAGCCAUCACCACAGCCCCAGAGCUGCAGGGGACAGAAGUCACCAACCCAGGGCCUCUUCUUACAGGGGAGCAAGCAAGAAAAAUGAGUGUGCCUUCUAAGAGCCUGCUGAAAAUAAGCCUCCUGGGGGGCUCCCCUGGUGUCCCCCAGUGCAGGUCUGCCUUGCUAAAAUGGUUGCUGGCUUCCCAGUCCUGAUGACACUAGAAGUUCACUACCAGCAUGAUAUUUUACAGCUUUUUUGCAAAAUUGUGAAAUGCAAAUUUUCUGGUAGACCUCAGAGAAAUAGAGAUCUCUGAAAUUUUUUAUUGCAUUUGGUUGAAACUCAGCAGAUUUCAUGAAACUGAAAUCGCAGCAUGAAAAAACAUUCAGUUGAAAAAUAGCUGGUUGGCUAUAAUGACUGGCAGUACUGAUAUCACUGACUGGCCCAGUAAAUCCUACCUGCUCCAGUGUUAUCCAGUGUUAUCUCAGUGAAUCUCUGAGAUCACCUUCACAGCCUCAUAGGUGCAAAAUUAUCUUAUUAUCUCUUGGGACACUUUUUAUUUUAUUUUAUUUUAUUUUUUAUUAUCUAAUCAUCCUGCUCUCAAACAUGCUAGUGGCUCAUGGGCUGCCCACGCCCUCUCUGUGCCACAGCCAUGGCUGUUUUACCCCAUCUGUGCCAAACCGAUUUGCCUAUCAUGUUUUAUUCUUAUUUAAAUAUUGGCCCUAGUUUUUCUCCCAGGAGAACCCAGCAGAUCCAAAAAGUUAUUAGCAAAGAUAAGAAUGGGAAGACUGAAUGGGGACAUGGAUGCAGGGGGGGUUGGCUAGAGCUGGUAAUUUAAAAAGUACUAACUAGCCUCUCUGGACAGGAAAAAGGUCUCCGCCUGGCUAAAGGUGACGCGUGAUAUACGUGCGCGACAGGACCCACCUGCCCACCUGCUUACAACUAGCAUGGGAACAUAAACCCAGGAAACUGCUAGCCCCAGCUACUGAAUGUGUUGGGGAAAGGGGAUGAAGGUGACAGUGUUUUUAUACAUCAGUAGGAUCAGAAAGCAAUUUUUAAAAUGGAUUUACAGGUGUCACUCUCACCGAUGCUUUUUCUUCCAAUAAAGAAAAAUAUAUGUAUGA